Trichomonas vaginalis G3 is the source of this 1635-nucleotide messenger RNA. Its product is annotated as protein of unknown function family. The record is from RefSeq and is a predicted model, not a curated record. Bases 1 to 1635 code for a protein of 544 amino acids. The transcript has a single exon. NCBI's taxonomy places the organism in Eukaryota, Parabasalia, Trichomonadida, Trichomonadidae.
AUGAACAAUGUUGUAAUCCAAGAUCAAAUACACAAAGCUCUUGGUAUUUCAACAACACCGAGCGCAGAUUUCAUGAAUGAUGAAAACUAUGUAGAUGAUGAGAUUUGCGUUCUUGAUAUAAAAAAUCUUCGUCCACAAAAUGGAAAUCUACAUGUCAGUGAAGCAUUCGAUGAGUCAUUACAAGAAAUUAAGCCAGAUAACUUUUCAAGAAUGGCAAAGAACUUUUAUUCAGCAAAUAAAGAUUUUUUGGUGAAAUUACUUACAGAGUUAUUUUGGUUAAUUCAAGUUACUUUGUAUCCAGGUGACCCUGCACAGUUAGAAAAAUAUCAAAAGAGCGUUGGAAAACUAUGGACAAAUUUCAUUUUCCCACUUGAAACACACAACAAAGACAGAGACUUUUUUUUCGAUAGCUUUCCAUAUUUUGCAACCCAAACAAUACAAAGAUUAUACAUUAAUUUAAGCCAUGCAAACCCAGAAACAACAAAUGGAACAUUUCGCCUAAAACUAUGCUCAACCAUUGUUAGACUAUUUACAUCGAUGACUCCUCUAGAAUCACAGCUUGGUAAUAAUCUUACAAGAUACUUUUCAAAACCUCCGGAAGCUUAUAUCGAAGAUACUGAUUCAAACAGAGAACCAGAGAUCCUAGACACAAAGGAAUCAACAGAUGCUGAUGAUAUUAUUACAGAUGUUAAGCUUCCUGUUGAAGAUUUAAAGACAUUAACAAAAAUGCAGCGAAGAAAACGUCCAAUCAGCAAGCAAAUCAACAUGGCUGGAGUCAGUUCCCUUAUAUCAGCAGCUACCAAUCAUAGAUCAGUGCCUUUUGAGCAUGAUGCGCAAAUUGUUAUUCAAUAUCCCAAAAAUGAGCUUGAUUGGACAAUUAAUCUUCCUCCAUUACUUCCUCCACCACGUCCUCCGCUUCCUACAGGCGUUAACGACCGUGCUCGUCGAACUAGAGAAUAUAAUCCGAUGGCAGAACCCAGAUCUUAUCUCCAUCGUAGCUUAAGACCAAAUAUAUGUGAUUCCAUCACCGAAAUGAAGAAUUCCUUUGAAACGGAAUCAAAUUUCCGUCUCGAGCACCAACAAAAACUCGAAUUAGACUUAAAAGAAAUGAAAAACAGGUUAAUGUCCGCUGACAAGGCCACAAAAGACAAAUUCAUCAGUGAUUUAAGAGCUCUUCAAAUGGCCAGGAAGAGAAACGAAACUCCUGAGAUUCCUGAAGAAAAAGUCAAAGUAAAUGUCAACCAAAACCAGCAACAACCUGUUUCUGUUGUUACAUCAGCGAGGAAUGAGAAAGAACAGAUGAAUGACGAUGUUGAUAAAGCGGAAAAAGAAGAAGCAAAGAACGGAGCAAAAGCAGCUUUGGAUUCUUUAAGAGCUGCUCACGAUGAAGCACUUCCGAUGUUCGAUUUGAUGAUGAGGCCUGCUUUUAAACAUCAUCCGGCUGAAUCUCAUGUCGGAGGUGGUUUCAUCGAAGGAGUUAUCCGACCAAUUAUGGAAGAAAGAAGAGAAAAAAGAGAUCAAGAUGAAAAAAUCAAAGCUGCUCAUGCCGCUGCAAGACAGUUAGAUCCGGAAUUGAACUCAACAUUGGAUCAGAAAAGAACAUCGAAGAUGGGUCUCAAAAAGGUUAGUCAAUGA